Messenger RNA from Ipomoea nil (Japanese morning glory), 1954 nucleotides. RefSeq lists its product as uncharacterized. The record is from RefSeq and is a predicted model, not a curated record. The coding region runs from base 559 to 1725 and encodes 388 amino acids. Lineage: Eukaryota; Viridiplantae; Streptophyta; Magnoliopsida; Solanales; Convolvulaceae. Gene Ontology annotation, molecular function: DNA binding; DNA-binding transcription factor activity. The transcript has a single exon. Gene Ontology annotation, biological process: regulation of DNA-templated transcription.
AGUAAAAAUUGCAGCUGCAAAUUUCACUUGAAACAGUGAUGCAGUGAAAAUGGACGGAUGAAGAAGUCAUUUUCAUGCUGUGAUGAUUUCAAGGUUUUUUCCCCUUCAAGAUUGAAAAAAUCACUUAAAAACUAGUGAUAGGUGACAUGAUCUUGAAUUAAUUAUUGCACAUAUAACAGUAAUAAGAGACAAGUUGUAUAAGAAAAUAAGAAAGAGGAAACAUUUCAUGACAGAGAAGACAGAAUCUUAAAAUAAUGAAAAUGGAAGAGUAGGCCAGAAAACAAUACUAAUAGUAUAUUUACACACCACACUGAAAACAAUAUCUUUAUAUUAUGCAUAAGAGCCCUCCAUAUGUAACAAUGAAAAGAUUGAAAAUGAACAAAUUGUAUGUUACCUUUUCUUUUGUCAGCUAUAAUUAGUCUGAUAUGCCCUUUGACAUGAUCUCCCCUCUCUGGAUAUAAAUAUGUGUUGUGUGCAUAUCAGCUCAGCAGUAAGCAUAAGCUAGAAAACACUCUCAGAUCAUCCCCGAGAACCGCGAGAAAGAUCAUUACAGAUAGAAUGGCUAGGAAGAGAAAGGGUAGUGAAGGUUUGGAUGAAGGGAAUGUUGCAGCAUGGGAGGAGGCAGCGUUGGGGGGCGGUAGGAGGGCACGGAAGAGAUUCGUGGGGGUGAGACAAAGGCCAUCAGGGAGAUGGGUGGCUGAGAUUAAGGAUACCAUUCAGAAGAUAAGGGUGUGGUUAGGGACCUUUGACACAGCUGAGGAGGCUGCAAGGGCUUAUGAUGAGGCGGCCUGCUUGCUGCGAGGAGCCAACACGCGAACCAAUUUCUGGCCUUGCUCCUCAUCAUCUUCUUCAGCCCCAGCUCUGCCAUCAAAGAUCACAAACCUGCUUCUCACCAGGCUGAAAGCGAGAAACAAUUCGUUAGCUGGGAAUGGUGCUCCCUCUUCUGCUCCUGCCUGUUUUCAGCAGGUGAAUCAAGUGCAGGAUGAUGAGUGCAGAGAUGAGGCAGCUGAGUUUUCUGAAUCACACUUCACUGAUUAUCUCAAUGAUCCUGAUGAUUGCACUGCUGAAAGCUCCAUGAUUAUCCCAGAAAUCAGCCUCGAAUCGUGCAAUUUAACAGAGACUGUUAACAGUUGUGGAGCCACAGAACAAGGCUGUAACUAUGAGAGUCAAAAUUGUGCAGUUCAAGUUCAUGAUGAAGCAGAGGAAGAGGAGGAGAUCGAGGAAGAAGAAAACAGUGAUGAUCUUAGCGUUGUAGACUUUCAGUUCGUCGAUGAAAUCGGAUCGUGCUACUUUUCGCCAUUUGAGAUGGCGGAGGAGAUUUCAGAAUCAAUGGAGCAUCAGCAGGCAGUCUACGGGGAAGGGGAAGGGGAAGAGCUAUCUAUGAUUAGCGAGACGAUGAAGAGGAUGAACUAUGAGAGAAAAUUCUCAGCUUCUCUCUACGCCUUCAAUGGCAUCACGGAAUGCUUAAAGCUGAAGCUCAAAUCCGGGCGUGAAAGGUCCGAUCAACUCUCCAGGCUCAGAAACGCAUGCAAAAUGAGCAGAGAAAAGGAGGAGAUGAAGAAGGAUGAAGAAAAGGAAGAGAUUGUUGUUGAGAAGAAGGAAGAAGAAACAGGAGAUAAUGCUUCUUCUUCUCCUUCUUCUUCUUCUUCGUCUUCAACCGCUUUCGACAACGAAUCCUCCAUGUGGAGCUCCAUUGAUCUUCCACCAAUAUGCUUUGUUACUUAAACUGCGAAUCCUAUCAUUUUUAGUUAUCUUCGGUGCUUUUAACUAUAGGUACUAAGUUUCCAUUGUGUUUACGCAGAGAAGGGUUUCGUCCUCCAUUAAUGGAGUCGCAUGUAUGUUACCUUCCUCACAUGUGUUUGACUGUAGCAUUUGUUUUUGCUUCUGCAAUCCUGAUUUGAAUUUGAUCUCCAUGCUUCAAUCUAAUGAAAUUAUGUUGGAAUUUCUUGUCUUC